UCUGUUAAACGACAGCGGCGGCGGCAGCGUUUGGUUGUGUGUUAUUUAAACAAACCGAAUGAUUUGAGUCAAUAAAAGUAGCUACGCCAUAAUCACAAUUAAGUUUCCAUAUUGAGCUCAGUUCAUUUCGAGAGUGCAAUAUGUCGCUAUUAAUUAAAGCCGCUGCCACCACACGUCAGCUCAUUCAUAAGGCACCAGCGUUGCAACAGCAGGUGCGACACCUGAAUCUUUUGGAGUUCCAGUCCAAGGACUUGCUGCAGAAGUAUGGCGUAGCCAUACAACAGUUCAAGGUAUUGGAUAACUCCAGUACCGAUACGCAAGUGCUCAAUUCAUUUGAUUGUCCCGAAUAUGUGGUCAAGGCACAGAUAUUGGCUGGCGGGCGCGGCAAGGGUACCUUCGACAAUGGCUUCAAGGGAGGCGUUCACAUAACCUCAAACAAGAACGAUGUGCUCACGCUCAGCAAAAAGAUGAUAGGCAAUCGGCUGAUUACCAAACAGACGCCCAAAACGGGAAUUCUCGUCAACAAGGUGAUGGUGGCGCGCAGCGUAAAUAUAACACGAGAGACUUAUGUCUGUAUUCUCCUCGAUCGCGAACAUAAUGGACCCGUGCUGAUUGCUUCGCCAGCUGGCGGCAUGGACAUUGAGGCUGUGGCAGAAGAAACUCCUGAGAAAUUGUUGACUGUUCCACUGGAUAUUGACAAGCCGAUACCGGAAGAUAAGCUAAUCGAAGUGGCCAAGUUCCUGGAGUUCAAAGGCGAUGCCAUUAAGCGUUGUGCUGAUGAAAUUCAAAAGCUGUAUACUCUGUUUAAGUCUGUGGAUGCUGUGCAAAUCGAAAUCAAUCCCUUGGCCGAGACUGACACGGGUGAAGUCAUUUCCGUGGAUGCCAAAUUGAAUUUCGAUGACAAUGCACAGUUCCGUCAGAAGGAGAUCUUUGCCAUGGACGUUACUGAAGAGGAGUCCGAUCCCCGUGAGGUGGAGGCUUCCAAGUAUAAUCUCAACUAUGUGGCCAUGGAUGGCAACAUUGGCUGCUUGGUAAAUGGCGCUGGUCUCGCCAUGGCCACCAUGGACAUCAUUAAGCUGAAUGGCGGUGAGCCGGCCAACUUCUUGGAUGUUGGUGGUGGUGUCAAGGAGGAACAGGUGGCCAAAGCUUUUGAGAUCCUCACUUCGGAUCCAAAAGUGAAGGGCAUUCUGGUGAAUGUGUUCGGUGGCAUUGUCAACUGUGCCACCAUUGCCAAUGGCAUUGUGGCUGCUUCUAAGAAAUUGAAGUUGAAUGUGCCGUUGGUGGUGCGCUUGGAAGGCACCAAUGUAAAUCAGGCUCGCGAAAUUUUGAAGAACUCUGGCUUGCCCAUACAGACGGCCAGUGAUUUGGACGAUGCUGCGCACAAGGCAGUCGCCUCCCUCUAAACUGAACAAAUUUCCUGAUUGUUAAAGACGCACACAUUGGUUUAGCAUUUAAACGUACAAUAUAUAGAUAAUAUAUGCA
Drosophila navojoa is the source of this 1482-nucleotide messenger RNA. RefSeq names its product Succinyl-coenzyme A synthetase beta subunit, GDP-forming (gene ScsbetaG). Gene Ontology annotation, cellular component: succinate-CoA ligase complex; mitochondrion. Lineage: Eukaryota; Metazoa; Arthropoda; Insecta; Diptera; Drosophilidae. Gene Ontology annotation, biological process: succinyl-CoA metabolic process; tricarboxylic acid cycle. Gene Ontology annotation, molecular function: succinate-CoA ligase (GDP-forming) activity; ATP binding. The record is from RefSeq and is a predicted model, not a curated record.